CUUUGUUCGCGUUCUACGUGCCGUGCUCGCAAGACGUCUUGCUCAAUUCUGUGAGAAACACAAUUACAAGAUGCCUUUUUGCAAGUCAAAUUUUAUGGGAAUAGCGAUGUUUUGUUUGCUUGCCUUCGGAGGCAGCAUAUUUUCUACCCCAAAUUUCAAGAGACAUGAGAGAGAAAGGCGAGCUGAGCUAGGUGUUAGUGGUCAGGAUGGUAGUUUGCAAUGCAUUGCAAAAGGACGAGACGGAAGGGAUGGAAGAGACGGACGAGAUGGACAAAACGGCUCUAAAGGACAGAAAGGAGAACCAUGUAAUUGCAACAAGGAAGGACUUUGUUAUACAUAAAUAUAGGUCAAUUAUAUUAAAAUAACAAUUAGUAAAAUUUUGUAGGAAAUCCAAGAAGAAACAUUGAAACAAGAAAUAUUAUCAAAUAGAAUACAGUUGGAACAUCUGCAAAGUGAAGUGAUGCAACUACAAACUCAAGUCAGCAAGUGGAAGGCAGACCCCUUUUCAUUGAGCAGUGUGAAAGAAUUGCCGCAGUGUGGUGUUAUACAAUACGCAAGAAAAAUUGCCAGCAUUCCUGCAAGAAACGAUUAUCGAGCAGAAACGUUCGAAAUAGAUGGAUCGUUCUACGUUAUGGUCGUUUCUUACAACGAUGGCAGCAAGCAUGGAAUAGACUCUAUAAUAUACAGAUUUGAUGGAAAUGCACUGGAGAUAUAUCAGAGUGUGGCAACCAAUGGGGCUAGAGAUGCAAAAUACUUUGAAAUUAAUGGGCAGCGAUAUCUUGCAAUCGCACAAUAUUACGGAGACAGAACGUCUCUUGGAUACGGAGUCAACUCUCAAAUACUUAAAUGGAGAAACAAAAGAUUUGAGCACAUUCAAUCUCUUCCAACGAAAGGCGCCUAUUCCGUUGCACAUUUCAAUAUUGAAAAUGACACUUUUAUAGCUUUUGCUAACCUCUACGAUAAUUCCCACAGCGUAAAUUCGCAUGUGUACAAAUGGAUAUCUGGUCAGUUUGUAUUAUUCCAAUCCAUUCCUUCUUUGGGAGCCAUCUCAAUUAAGUACUUUCAAAUUGGAAACUUACAGUUCAUUGUCAUUGCUCAUCAUUACACAGGAUCAACAUACAACACUGAUUCUAAGAUCUACCUUUGGUCAGGAGCACAGUUUGAGAUAUUUCAGUCCAUUUCAACGUUUGGUGCAUACGAUGUUGAAACAUUUACGUCAAAUCAAUUUACAUUUAUUUUGUUUGCUAAUAAUUACAACCAAAACACCAAGAGCAACAACAUCGAUUCUAUUGUCUAUAUUUGGAAUGGCGUUAAAUUUGAAGAAUUUCAAUCUAUUGCUUCCAAAGGAGCAACCGACUUUCAAGCGUUUUCAGCAUGUGACAAAACAUAUGUUGCAAUUGCGAACAAUUACGACGGCAGUUCCGGAGAAAUUUCUUCUGUCAUUUAUAACGUGAAUGGUGCUGGCCUUCAGCCUUACCAACACAUUACUGUUGCAAACAUAAUUCGAUGGUCUGCUUUCACCUAUGGUAACAGCACUUAUCUCUUUGCUGGGCCAAGUACUACCAAGAUAUCUUAUCUGUUUAAAUGGGUUGGCUAAGAUAAAGACAAUACGAGCGAGACUGUUACUGGAUUUUUACUACAACUUAGAGCAGCUUGUUAAUGUCUUUUAGUCUGCCGUUGCUGUUGACUAAAGCAUGAAAUCAAUAUAGUGUUUCGUAAACGAAAGUUUACAAAAUCACAAUUUUGCUCAUUAAUAGUUGUCUCUAAUUGGCUUUGGUCUGAGUACAGACAUGUAUUAGGUCUUUGCCCAGUGAGUCAGACAAA
Messenger RNA from Corticium candelabrum, 1824 nucleotides. RefSeq names its product thrombospondin-type laminin G domain and EAR repeat-containing protein-like. The transcript is spliced from 6 exons. Gene Ontology annotation, biological process: signal transduction. Lineage: Eukaryota; Metazoa; Porifera; Homoscleromorpha; Homosclerophorida; Plakinidae. The record is from RefSeq and is a predicted model, not a curated record. Bases 461 to 1597 code for a protein of 378 amino acids.